Molecule: messenger RNA, 2007 nt
Organism: Papaver somniferum (opium poppy)
Lineage: Eukaryota; Viridiplantae; Streptophyta; Magnoliopsida; Ranunculales; Papaveraceae
Product: ribosome biogenesis protein BMS1 homolog
Exons: 13
Coding region: 107-1666 (519 amino acids)
Biological process (GO): ribosome biogenesis; maturation of SSU-rRNA from tricistronic rRNA transcript (SSU-rRNA, 5.8S rRNA, LSU-rRNA); endonucleolytic cleavage of tricistronic rRNA transcript (SSU-rRNA, 5.8S rRNA, LSU-rRNA)
Cellular component (GO): nucleus; 90S preribosome
Molecular function (GO): GTPase activity; GTP binding; U3 snoRNA binding
Source: RefSeq, a predicted model, not a curated record
CAAAUUACUAGAACUGUGAGAGGAGAGAAGGAAGCUGCUUCCCAUAAAUUUUCAAUUCAUCCGUAUUCUUCGAUCUGACGAUUAAAUUAUAUCAUCAAGGGUUUCAAUGGGGAAGACCAAUAAUAAGAGAAAGAAGCUAGUUGAUGACGACGAAAACCACAAAAAAAUCCUAAACGGAUCUGCUGAUAAGAAAGAGCCAAGCUCGGUGGAGGAAGCUCCAUAUGUAAUUGUAGUCCAUGGACCUCCAAAGGUUGGGAAAUCUUUGUUGAUUAAGUCUCUAAUAAAGCAUUAUACAGAUCAAAAUCUUGACAAGAUACAAGGCCCCAUUACGGUACUAACAGGUAACCGGAGACGGAUACAGUUUGUGGAGUGUCCUAAUAAUAUGAAUGGCAUGAUAGAUGCUGCAAAGUAUGCAGAUGCUGUGAUAUUGCUCAUUGAUGCAAAUUAUGGGUUUGAAAUGGAAACAUUCGAGUUCCUUAACCUCUUACAAGUUCAUGGCAUGCCAGAGGUUAUGGGGGUGCUUACAUAUCUUGAUGAGCUAGAAGAUGCAGAAACACGUAAAGAUCGGAUCAUGGAGGAUUUCAGGGCUAAUAUACAUGAAGGAGCAAAUAUAUUCUGCUUGUCUUUCCUUCAAGGGAUGUAUCAGAAGGAUGAAAUUUACGAACUGGCAAACUUCCUAUCGGUUAUGGAAUUUCAUACUUCGUCACGGCGAGCUGCGCACCCUUAUUUCCUGGUAGAUCAUUUUGAGGAUGUCACUUCUCCAGCAAACGUGGAUAUGGAUAUAAAAUGCAAGAGAGACAUAAUUUUGUAUGGUUAUCUUCGAGGUUGUGAUAUCAAGAAAGGAACUAAGGUACAUAUUGCUGGUGUUGGUGAUUACCCUUUAGCUGAUGUUGCACUCUCAUCUGACCCUUUCCGUUUACCGCCUGUUGACGGCAAUGAUAAGCAGAUGCAGAUUAAUAUAGAAGAACCACACUUGGAGAUUGAAUGUUUCAGAAGAGGGACUUACCUAAGGUUUGGGGUUCUUGGCGUUCCUUUUGAGAUGGUUACCAAUCACAAUCCCUGUCAGCCUAUUCUCGUUGGAGGUAUCAGUCGUGCAGAAGAUAAUGUGGGACAUAUGCAGGUGAGACUUAUUCAGCACAGUUGGCAUAUGAAUAUGUUGAAUACAAAAGAUCCUAUCAUUGUUUCAGUUGGUUGGAGAAGGUACCAGACAACACCUAUCUAUUACCAAGUCUCCUAUAGACAGCACAAAAUGCUCGCAUUUACCCCUGUGGGUGAACCCUGCCUUGCAACCUUUUGGGGCCCUCUCGCGCCUCCCAGUGCUAGAGUUGUUGCUGUACGGAGUUUGGCUGACAACAAGGCACCAUUUCGGAUUCUAGCAACAGCUGAUGUACUCAAAUUUAACCGCACUGCGAAGAUAGUUGAGAGAAUCAAGCGGAUUGGAACUCCAUGCUUGAUUUUGAACGAGACUGCUCUUAUCAAGGACAUGUUUACAUCAGAUGAUGAAGUCCAUCGGUUUAAAGAUGUCAAAAUUAAAACUGCGAUGGAAUUCGGGGGAAGGUUAACGAGGCUGCAGCAAAAUCAGAGCUCCCUAUUAGAGAGCGAUGGAAUGAUGGUCAACCUAGAGAAGGGAUUGCAAAGUGCACAUUUGAUUGCAGAAUUUGUAUGAGUGAUACCAUUCACUUGUGUGAGUGGACGCAAGUUGAGGUUCCUCGCAUCUUCAACCCACUAACGACUCUCCUGGAACCCAGCAAUGUUGUUUGGCAGGAUUCAGUCGAUGAGAGGCAAAAGAAGCUGAACGAAUCCGCGGAAAGUAAAGCACAUGUAUUGGUGAUAGAGGAGAAAAACAUAGCAAGAGAGAAUGUGGGGAAAAGGUUUAUAGAUAUUUAUGGCGAGAAGCUCAAGGAAGGUCCAGCACAGAAGCGGCAGACAGUUGAACAACGGCGCGCAGUGAUCAUUGUCCACCCGAAGCCGUCUGGUUGGGAUUCUGACUGGCGUACGCAGUGGGUG